Aureococcus anophagefferens is the source of this 8925-nucleotide messenger RNA. RefSeq lists its product as hypothetical. The transcript has 5 exons. Bases 1 to 8895 code for a protein of 2964 amino acids. The record is from RefSeq and is a predicted model, not a curated record. NCBI's taxonomy places the organism in Eukaryota, Pelagophyceae, Pelagomonadales, Pelagomonadaceae.
AUGCCCUCCCCGGUGGCCGUCAGCGUCCACGUGGAGGCGCCCGGGUCCUGGUCGCCGCGGGCCGCGGCGGCCUGGCACCUGGCGCACCUCUGGCGGCAGGUGCGGCGCGUCGACGCCGGCGGCGACGACGCGCCCCUGACCCACCCGGCCCCACGCCGCGUCGUGUGCGCGGCGAACGCGCGCGAGGACGCGGCGCUGCUGGCGCCGCCGAGCGCCGUCUGGUUCGCGCCGCGGCGCCACGCCGUCGUCUUGGCGCUCGACGCGUCCAUGUACGCCCGCACGGCGCGCGUGGGCGCGGUGCCGCUGUCCGCGGCGCCCAAGGCGCUCGGCGCCAUCCUCGGCGCCCUCGCGGCGCCCGAGGCCGCGGCGCCCCUCGCCGGCGUCGACGUGGAGCUCCAGAUCGUCGUCGCGUUCGACGACAGCGACGAGUUCGAGGCGGAAGAUUUUCAAUCUUCCGACGUCGUCUGGCGCGCCGCGGGCCGCUGCGUCGUGCGCAGCGGCGAGGACACGGCAAACGCCGAGAAGACGGUGGCGGACGCCGUGCGCGCCGCGGAGUCGCGGCUCGCGCGGCGCGCGUUCGCGCAGUUUGGCCGCGCGCGUUGCGACCGGCGCGGCGGGCCCCCGCAAGCCCCCCGGAGCUCCCUCGAGCGCUGCGCCGCCGCGGGUUUGUUCGCCCUGCGCUUCGCGAGCGACAAUCGGGCCCGGAGCGUCGUCGUGGCGACGGACGGCAACGGCGUCGGCGCGCCGGCCGUCUGCGGCUUGCUGGGAGCGGCGGGCGUCGUCGCGGACUGCCGCCGGUCGGGCUGCCGGCUCCACGUGCUCGACUACGGCGGCGGCCUCAGCGCGGGCGCCGGCGAGGCGAACCGAAAUUCGCGGGAGCCGUCGCCGGACGGCGUCGACGACCCCGUCGUCCAGGCGCUCGGCGCCGGCGACGACGACGACGACGACGCGGACGACUCCUGCUUCGGCCUCGCGCCGGACUGGGCGUCCGUGGCCCUCGUCUGCGAGCGCGCGGGCGGGUCGCUCCUGGGCUUCGACGCCCGGGGCGACCUCGCCGCGUUCCGCGCGGCGCGCGGCGCGAACGGCGACGUCCGCGUCCGCGCGUCGCGCGACCGCGAGCCCGUGGGCGCCCAGCUCCUCUGGCGGCGGAGUCCCCUGUCGGCGCCGCCGGAGGCGCCGUCGCCCAUCCACCGGCCCCUCUUCCUCGAGGAGAGCCCCGGCGAGCGGACGCUGGCGCUCGAGGCGCCCGCGCGGAGCCCGCGGGGCGCGCUCGCGGGCGGCGACGCGUCGAGCGACGUCUACCGCGAGCAGCUCGCGGCCUACCCGCUGCCCAACGUCGAGCUGCGGGACCUGGCGAGCCUGCGGGCGACGGGCGCGCUCGACCUGCGCGUCGUCCGCUUCGCGAUGCCCGCGCCGCGGCAGCGCUUCGCGUCCACGCGCGACCCCAUCGUUUUAGCCUGGGAGCUGCCCAAGUUCGACGACACGACGCUGCGCUACACGGUGGAGCUGCGGCCGCCGGGCCACGGCGAUCUGGUCGCGGAGGCGCGGCGCCGGUCCGGCGCGCCGUCGGACGGCAACGUCGUGCAGGGCGCGCCGGCGAAGCUCCCGCCGCCGACGGAUCUGGCCGCCGCGGCGCUCACGGCGCGGGGCGCGGCGCUCCAGGCGCGCAUCGAGGUCGUCGGGCCCGCGGACGUCGUCCGCGCGCUGCGAGACCUGCCGCCGCUCGACAACCUGGGAGUGACCGCGGGCGCGCCGACGACGCCGAACGGGCGCGCCGGGCGGUCCUCCGGCGUUUCGCCGACCUCGGCCUGCAACGGCUGGCCCCGCGACUUCGACCGCGAGGCCGUGGACGAGCCCGAGCGGCGGGGGCGCGCGGCGCGCUUCGAGGACGAGGACGAGGCGCGGCGCGCGCGGCGGCGGACCUUCGGCGAGACGGGCGAGGGGCUGCUCGAGGAGUCGGACCGGAGCCGGACGCGGUCGCCGUCGGGGUCCCGCGUCUCCGGCGCGUCCAGCGACGACGACGCGCUCCUGCGGUGGGACCGCGGCGGAAGGCGCGACGCGCCCAAGGCGCGGCGCCUCCGGGACCUCGCGGCCGCGCUGCUCCGCCAGGACGGCGCGCUCGUGGCCAUGGCCGCGGCGUCGUUGCCGGGGUUGUCGACGCCGCUGGCGAAGGUCGCGAAGUCGUCGCCCAAGGGGUCGUCGCGGCCGCCCGUCGGCUCGUUCUUAGACGAGACCGUCGAGCUCGGCGACAUCUCCGAGGACCCGCGCGAGGACAAGUCGUCGAGCGGCUCCCUGGCCAAGGAGUCGACGUCGCCGCCCGCGCAGACGCCCCGGCACCGCAAGAAGGCGCCGACGAAGGACGCGCUCGAGCGCCUCGCGUGCUCGCUGCCGGCGUCGGAGCGCGGCGCCUACGGCGACGUCGCGGCCUUCGAGCUGUCGCUCGCGGGCGGCGGCGACGACGCGGCGGCGCGGAGCCGGCGCGUCGCCGACGCCGCGAGCCGCUGGGGCCGCCAGUGCGCCGGGUUCCCGGGCCACUACGCGCGGCGGCGGCCCGCGGCGCCGCCGCCGCCGCCGCCGCGCGGCGUCGCGGUCGUGCCCGCGGACGACGGCGCGCCGCUGCUCUGCGUGGCGGCGCUCCGCUGGGUCGGGAGCCGCGUGCUCGGCGUGAGCCUGCUGUGCCUCGGCGGCCGGGGGGCGGCGGCCGGCGGCCUCGCCGCGGACCUCCGGGACCGGCUCCUAAGGGCCGCGGGCGGCGACGCGCCGGUCGGCGCCGCGGCGCGCGCGGGCCGCUGCCUCAUCCGCGCGCGGGACCCCCGCGACUUCUGGGCCGACGUCGUCGGCGACGCGCCGGCGGCGGGCGACGACGGGCGGACGCAGCGCUGGCUCCGGAGCUCGCUCGCGCGGCUCCGCGACUCGUACGACGGCGGCGCGCUCGACGGCGCCGGCGCGUUCUCCGCGCUGCUCGGGGCGCGGCGGCGCCUGGGCUUCCGCGUCGCCGACGAGUGCCGCGCGCCCGGGUUCUUCGGGGCGUCGCUCGUCGCGGCGCUCGGCGACCUCGACGCGGCGCGCGACGACGACGACGCGGUCGUGCAGGCGCUCGUCGCGGUCGACGCGUCGCGCCACCGCGUCCGCGUGGAAUUGUGGUGCGACGCGGGGCCGCGGUCGUCGCCCGCCGUCGCCGCGUGCCACGCGGCGCGACGGACGCUGCGAGACCUCGACGCGCGGAGUUUGGCCGCGCUCCGGUGCCUCGCCGCGCUCGAGCGGGGCGACGUCGCGACGCGCGGCGACGCGGCGACGCUCGCGUCCUUCGCGCCGACGUCGCGGACGCUGGACCUGCCGACCCUGGGGCCGCUCGUCGUGGCGCCGCCGCCGGCGAGCCCCGAGGCGUCGGACGGCGACGCGGGCGUCGAGGACGAGGCCGCGGCGAAAUCCGCGAUCCUCCGGCGCGUCGCGGCCGCGGGCGUCCGCGCGCGCGUCGUCCAGGCGCUCGACGACUGCUGCGGCGCGUGCGCGUUGGACGGCACGGAGGACGACGGGCUCGCGUGGUGCGCCGUCGAGGACGGCGUGGCCAUGGUCGCGGCGCUGUCGUCGACGGAAAGGGGGGAGGAGCUGACCUUCGCCGAGGUCGACGCGCGCGCCGUCGCGGACCACUUCGCCGCGGCGGCCGCGACCGGCUCCUCGGACCUCUCCCCGGCCUUCGCGCGCAUCGCCCAGGCGGCGGCGGACGCGCACGCGGGCGAGUUCAGCAGCCGCGUGCUCGGUCUGCUGAGGGAGCGGCCGGACCUGGCGACGGCGCGCGAGGUCCGGGACGCGCUGGACUGGUGCGACUGGACCGGCGGCCGGCGCGCGAACGCGGCCCUCGCGGGCGAGCGGGCCCUGGCGCGGGCCGACGCGCUCGCGGCCGCGGCCGCGGGCUGCUGGGACCGCGCGGGCUUUCUGCGCUUGGGCGCGCUGACGGGCGGCGACGGCGACUCGUACGCGUUCGUCGGCCCGCGGCGCGGCGAGGACCCGCUGAGCGAGGGCGAGGACGGGCGCACGACGCCCCAGGUCGGCGACGAGCCCUACACGCCGCCGCCGUCCGUCGGGCGGUUGUCGCGCGCGUCGUCGUUCGAGACCGUCGAGGGCGCGCUCAAGUCCGCGGCCAAAGCCCCCGCCACGAUCCCCGCGAGCGGCGGGCGGCUGAGCCGCACGAACUCGGGCGAGCGGCUGCCCGACGACGACGAGGCCUGCGGCGGCUUCUUCGCGCGGCGAAACGGCGACGAGAUCUCCGUGGGCCUCCCGCGGGCCGCGCGCGGCCGCGGCCGCCCGAAGCUCGUCGACGCGGCGCUCGACGACCUGGGCUGCCGCCUCGACGCCGCCGUCGCCGCGCUGAGCCUCGCGUGCAAGCUCGCGCGGCCGCGGGAGCCCCUCGCGGCGCCCGCGUUGGGCGUCGCGGAGGCGCUGCGGUGCCUCGGCGCCGCGGCGCGGAAAGGCGUCGACGCGCCGAAGGACGCCGCGCGGCUCGCGUGCGAGGGCGUCGAGUGCAAGAUCGACAUCGUCGCCUACGGCGGCGACGACGCGGGCGUCGCGGGCAAGCGCAUGCCGCCGAAUCUCGAGACCUUCUUCGCGGCGGCGCUCUGCGAGCGGUCGGCGUGGGCCGCGGACGACGCGAAGCCCGCGCCGAGCCGCGGCGCGACGAACGAGGCCUUCGCUCGCGUGGAAAGGUCCCUCAAGCGCAUCGCCUUCCGGCGCGCGGGCGACGCCUACGUGGCCGUGGACGCGCGCGACGAGAAGCGGCCGCCCGAGGGCUACUUCGCGUCCGUCCGCGUCGACGAGUGCCAGAUCCACUACAGCGCGCGCCAGGCCGACGUCGUCGCCGUGCCCCAGCGGCGCUACGGCCGCGCGGCCUACGCGCGCGGCGGCGCGGGCACCUACGCCAUGGGCCGGCGGACGACGCUCGGCGCGGCGGCCGCCGCCGCGCCGCCCGCGCCGGGCGCGGCGCCCGGCGCGCCGCUGUCGCCGCCGCCGCGCCACCCGGCGACGCGCGCGCGCCAGCUGCCGCCGCGCGGGCCCCCGGAGGCGCCGGAGCACAGGCCCGCGGCGACGCACUGCGCCGUCGCCGCGGGCCUGACGACGACGAUCAGCGUCGCGCGGCUCCGGGGCAAGACCGCGGACGACGAGGCCAAGGACCGCGAGGCCGUCGCGCGCGCGCUGCGCUGCGCGCUGAGCCGCGCGUCCCGCGUCGCGAGCCAGCUGCGGCUGUUGGGCGCCGUCGUCGCCACGCGCCUCGCGCACGAGCUCCUCGUGCCCGCGGGCGGCGACGGCGCCGCGGACGUCGACGUGUCGCCGUUCUCCUGCGAUUUACUGGACAGCGCGCCCGUGCGGCCCUUCCGGGCGCGGUCCUGGUUCGCGUCCGCCGCGGAUGCGCUGGCCCACCUCGAGCGGGCCUUUGCCGAGGGCCAGUGCGCCAAGGCGGCGAACGCGGUGACGAACCGGACGCGCGUCUACGCUUCCCCCAAAGCGCCCGCGACGCCUCCCGACGGCGCGGCGGUCGUCGGCGGGAGCGAAUGCUACGCGAGGCUCUGGGCGAACCCGGCGGGCGUCGUGGAGCUGCGGCUGUUCGGGGCGCGGCCCUUCUCCGACGCCGCGGUCGCGGCGUUAAAGUUAAAGUGCGCGUUCGUCGCGGACGUCGACGACUGCGCGCGCCGCGCGUUCACGGCGGACUUCUUCGCCGGCGACCCGGAGGCGCGCGCGCCCCUGGAUGUGGACGGCGACGAUCUCGCGCUCCUGCUCGCGGAGCGGCCGACGCGGGCGGCGGUGGCCGUCGACGUGCGCGCGGCGCUCGACGCGGAGGCGCGCGACGGCUGUUGCGCGGCCGUCGUCGCCGCGUGUUGUCGCCGCGCGGCGUCGGGCGCCUUCGACGACGUCCACUUUUCCUCGCGGCCGGGCCGCUGCGACGCGGGCGCCUGGGCCGACGCGCUGGGCGCGCCGCCGGGCGGCGUCCAGGUCGUCCUCGCGACGACGUACCGCAGCGGCGACCCGGGGUUUCGGGUCGGCCUCGCGGACCUGCGGUUGGCGGGGGGCGAGGUCGCCUGCGCCUGCGUCCUCGUGGGCGUCGACGACGACGGCGCCGUGGAACGCCUCAAGACCUGGCUGACGCGCGCGGCGCUCCGCGGCGCGGCGGCCGCGCGCGUCGAGAUCGCGCUGCGAAGGCUGCUGAAGCGGCGCGAGGCGGCCGGCGGCGCGUCGCCGUUGGACGUUGAACGCCUGGGCGACGCCCUCGACGCGGCGGCGAAGGCCGAGGCCGUCGACGCCGCGGCGCUCGCGAGCAAAGACGCCGUCCCGCCCUGGAGCCUGUGCCGCCUCGCGAAGGGCGCCGCGCGCGCGUUCGCCAAAGCCGGCGCGGCGGCCGACGUCGUGCCGCCGCGGGGCGGGUCCCAGACCUGGCGCGUCUUCGGCGCCAUGGCCGGCGGCGGCUGCCUGCUCGCGACGCUGCGGGCGGACCGGCGGAGUUUGCGGGCCUACGGCGCGCCCGCGCGCGCCGUCGCGGCCGUCGCGGCCGCGCUCGGCGACGGCGCCGCGCGGUGCCGCGCGCGGCAGCGGCGCCUGGAGCUGGCCGUCGCCCGCGCGGGGUCGAGCGCGCCCGACGGCGCCGAGCCGCCGCCGGAGCCCCUGCCGUCGACGGGCAAGAAGAAGCGGAGCCGGAAGAAGAACCGGAGGCCCGCGUCCGCGGAGCCCUUGGACCCGCGCGACUUCUUCCGGGGCGCGGGCCUGCCCUGGUGGCGCGGCGGCGACGGCGACCACGAGGGGGUGUUGGACGCGGCGAUCGACGACGCGUCGAGCGACGACGCCGCCUGCCGCGCCGUCGCGGCCUUUGGGCGGCGCGCGGCGCGACGAGGGCGCAGCAACUCGGACGACGUCCUCGCGUCCGCGGAGGCGACGGUGCUCCAGGUCGCGGCGCGGCUCCGGGGCGGCGCCGGGGGCCAGGGCACGCGGCGGUCCUCGGACGCGCGCUUCGACUGCGGCCCCGCGCGGCGCGACUCGUCGGACUCGUCGGAGGAGGGCGACGGCGAGGACCGGCGCGAGCUCGACCAGUCGUCGUCCGACGACGACGGGCCCGAGGACGUCGCCGUGGGCGAGGCCUACGCCUGCGCUUUAGCCUUCCGCUUCGCGGCCCUGGCCGAGUGGACGGCGCCGGGCGGCGACGUCGUCCUCGAGCGCGUGAACUCGGGCGCCGCGGGCGACGUGAUCCGCGACGACCGCACGGGCGGCACGCUGACGCUGGCCCUGUCCCUCGAGCGCUACGACGGCGACGACGACCUGUCCGACGGCGAGCGGGGGCGCCCCGCGUCGCUGCCGCGGCGGUCCCGGUCCAGGCCGAGCGGCGCCGCGCCGCUGCGGCUCGUCGCGCGCGCGCGCGCGGGCGACCUGUCGACGCGCGGCGGCGAGUACGCGACCGCGCGGACGCUCCUCGGCAAGACCAAAAUCGACUACGCGGCGCGGACCUUCGCGGCGCGCCUCGCCGUGGCCUCGGCGCGGCGGCGGCGGCUGCUACGACGGCGCGACGCGCGGACCUUACUCUUCGCGGACGUGCUGUGCCGUAAGGACGGCGAUCUGCUGACGGUGCGGCGCCUCACGGGGAGCGCCUUCGACGACUUCUCGCGGCGGCGGCGGCGCGCUCCGGAAACCCCCGGGGGGGACGACGACGAGGACCGCGAGCGGCGCCGCGCGAAGUCGCCCGCGGGCGACGGCGCGCUUCGGGUGUUGCCCGGCGCCGCGGGCGCCGCGGGCGCCGCGGUCGUCGGCGCGGCGGCGCUCGAGGACUCGAGCGACAGCGACGAGUUCGAGAGCAGUGACGACGACGAUCUGGCCCCGUCGAGCGGGUCGUCGGAGUCCGAGGAGAGCGACCGCGAGGACGCGUACCCGGGCGUCGCGGGCUGUGUCGCGGGCGGGCCCGGCGGCGUCCGCCUCGCGCGCGGCGGCGGCGCGCUCGUCGCCGUCGCCGAGCUGCGCAGCGAGGUCGUCGCCUACGGGCUCGGCCUCCCGGCGGCGGGGUCGCCCGAGGAGCGCGCCUUCUGGGACGCGUGCCGCGCGGUCACGGAGAAGGCGCGGCGAAAGGCCGAGGCGCGCAAGGCCGAGGACGAGCUGCGGACGCUGGCCCUGGACCGCCGGUCGCUGCGGCGCUACGGCGCCUACUACGCGCGGCGGCCGCUGGCGGCGUGGAACUCGCGCAUCGCGCUGCUCCUGCGCCGCGACGGCGCGCCCGACGGCGACUUGAGGGUCCCGUGGCGCGACGUCCUGGCGGCGGCGGCGCGCGACGGCAACCCCGUCGUCGAGCCCCGGGGCGGCGACCCGCACCGCGACGCCUGGGUCGUGCCCCUGGUGACGCGCGCGGACCGCGGCGGCGCGAGCCACUGCCUCGUGGCCGUGCACUGCCGCGCCGCGGGCAGCGACGGCGGCGGCCGCGCGUUAGGCGCGCGGCUCGACGUGCUCGCGCCGCGCCGCGGGCCGCCGCUGUCGCGCGCCGACGGCGCGACGAUCCGCGCCUUCGCGCGCGACGUCCACGCGGCCCUGCUCCUGCGCGUCGCCGCCGUCUGCCGCGACCCGCGCGGCUCGCGGUCGCGGCGCGCGGCCCGCGACGACGACGGCGACGACGCGGGCCGCGAGCCGUCCGCGCACAGCCUCCCCCAGCUGCUGAGCGUCUUCUCCCACUCGCCGCCCCAGCAGGACAAGCCGAGGCCGCGCCACGCGCGCAAGAACUCGCGCGGCUCCAACGUCGAAUCGCAGCAGGACAAGCCCCGGGGCCGCGGCGGCCGCAACCGCCCCGGCGGCCGCAAGCACAGCUCCCGCCAGCGGGGGCGCGACUCGUCCCCGCCGGCGGACGGCGGCGGCGGCGGCGGGUGCGUCGUGUCGUGAGAGACGGGUGCUUUAAAAGGGCGUGUUGUU